GUCCGACUCCAGGGGAACGUCAGUAUGACUUUCAUGCAGACAUCUUCACAAGUAAUAAUGUGUCAGUCGCAGACAGUGUUGAGGCGACUCUCUCAAGCCCAAAUAUUCAAUCUGAGAAUCCCACAGAAACAAUCAUGACAGAAGCUUUUUCUAACAGGCCGCAUGUUGCCACUGAAUCAGCCCCUCUUGUCACUAGCUCACUCCCCUCAUAUAAGGGUGGAGGAGAAAUGAAGGAAGUAAGAACGAAAUCACCAUCAUCAGUUAUCACACCGCCACUUUUUGCAGGCACGAUCUCAUCCCCAGAAGUCUGCAGAGCAAAACAGGAGCAGGAGCAGAAAGAAAAGGCAGAAUCAGAGGAUUUAUCUGCACCUCAGAAAGAUCCAGCUUCAAACCUGACCUUAAUUACUAGCAGAAUAGUAAAGGGAGAAGAACUGAACACUACUGACUUUGACGCUAAGUUGGAUAAUACUUCGGCCGGUGAGGCAAGGGAAAAAGUGAAAAUGGGUGAACAUCUUGAAGUUGUUUCUCCUAAAGUAAAUGCAAUACAACUUCCACAAGCAGGAGGAAAUGAAAGAGCAGAGACAGAUUAUGGUGAUGAAGAGUUAAAGCGGGAGGAGGAAGAUUUGAAACAUCCAACAAUGGAAGCUACAGUCUCUGACAAUGAGGAUGUCAAACCUCACCAUCAGUCCUCAUCUGAUUUAAUCUUUCAAUUUAAUUCUGGGGUCCAAUCCCAGACUGAAACGCCACAACAGGCUGUUCAAGCAGCCAAUCAGGCUUCAGACAUCAAAUACAGACAAGUACAGGCAAAACCCAGACCAGGAAUCAGAGGUCAAAGGGGACUGCCAGGGCCACCAGGAACUAAAGGAGACAAAGGCUACCAGGGCGUCAUGGGCAGAACCGGGCAGACAGGAUACAGAGGCCCUGUUGGGCCACCUGGGAUGUCCACCAUUGUUGUGUUCAAAACCUCUGAAGAAGAGUGGGAGGCUUUCAAGAAAAAAAAAUUCUACAAAAAGCUUGUAUCUUCUUGGCCGAAACGUAAAGGACCUCCAGGCCCACCUGGACUUCCUGGAGAAGAGGGACCAGUUGGGCCACCUGGUAUUGCUGGAAAGCAAGGACCAAAAGGAGUUCCAGGAAAAACUGGGAGACCUGGACCACAAGGUAUGCCGGGUCCACAGGGUCGACCUGGAGAAGACGGCACCCCAGGACGAGAUGCUGAUGCCGGCCCUACAGGCUUCCCUGGAGAACAGGGUCUUAAAGGUUACGGUGGGGAGAAAGGAAGCAAAGGGGAGCUGGGUGAGUGGGGUUAUCAGGGAGAAACUGGAGCUCAGGGGCAAAGAGGAAGAAAAGGAGCAAAGGGAAAUAAGGGAGCCCAAGGAUUUGACGGGAUUCCCGGCUAUAGUGGUAUACCUGGAGUCAGGGGACCUCGUGGUUCCCCAGGACCACCAGGACCUCUGGGAGAAAUCGGAGCUCCAGGCUUUAGCGGUCCUCCCGGUCCACCUGUAAGUCAGUAA
Poeciliopsis prolifica (blackstripe livebearer) is the source of this 1511-nucleotide messenger RNA. RefSeq names its product collagen alpha-1(XI) chain. Lineage: Eukaryota; Metazoa; Chordata; Actinopteri; Cyprinodontiformes; Poeciliidae. The transcript is spliced from 12 exons. Bases 135 to 1511 code for a protein of 458 amino acids. The record is from RefSeq and is a predicted model, not a curated record.